Molecule: messenger RNA, 1404 nt
Organism: Cryptococcus amylolentus CBS 6039
Lineage: Eukaryota; Fungi; Basidiomycota; Tremellomycetes; Tremellales; Cryptococcaceae
Product: glyceraldehyde-3-phosphate dehydrogenase, type I
Exons: 7
Coding region: 190-1335 (381 amino acids)
Biological process (GO): glucose metabolic process
Molecular function (GO): NADP binding; oxidoreductase activity, acting on the aldehyde or oxo group of donors, NAD or NADP as acceptor; NAD binding
Source: RefSeq, a predicted model, not a curated record
UGCACCUCCAUCUCCGACGAUCACAAUACGGGGAAGCCAGUCCAGCUCAAACAACUAUCGGGAAAGUGCCAACCUCUUCCGCUCCCAUAGCCGUCUCUUUGCAAUGACUAUGGCGAGGCCACUGCUAUAUAUACAGCCCUCAUCGUGCUACUUUUCCCCAUCCAUUAAAGAUAGACUACACUAUUCAACAUGACCAAUCCCCUCCUGGCACAUCUGCAAGACUCACUCUUCCCUCAAUGUCGUGUAGGCAUCAAUGGCUUUGGCCGUAUCGGCCGAGCGGCCUUCCGAGCCUCGCUCGAGAGGACAGACCUCAUCGUGGUCGCCAUCAACCACACCGCACCCUCCAUCGACUACCUCCUCCACGCCAUCAAAUACGACUCCACCCACGGCACCUCCCGCCACGCUGCCGACCUGUCCAUCAAAGACGACGCCCUCUACUUUAAGGACAGGCGUAUCGAGCUGUUCAGCCAGAGAGACCCGUUGAAGUUGGAUUGGAAAGCGGCGGGGGCAGAGUAUGUGAUCGAGUCGACGGGAAAGAUGACUACUGUGGAGACUGCGGGGGCGCAUUUGAAGAGUGGGGCGAAGAAGGUUGUGAUUUCGGCGCCUUCCAAAGACGCAAAGACCAUCGUGGUUGGGGUCAACAGGAAAGAGUACAAUCCCUCCAUGAACGUGCUCUCGAACGCUAGCUGCACUACGAAUUGUCUUGCGCCUCUUGCAAAGGUACUCAAUAGAUCGUUUGGUAUCGACUAUGGAAUGAUGACCACCGUUCACGCGUCAACGUCCUCGCAGCCUAUCCUCGAUGGCUAUAGCAAGAAAAAUCGUCGACUCGGCCGCGGAGUCGGCUCAAACAUCAUCCCCACCACCACCGGCGCCGCCACCGCCGUCCAACUCGUCCUCCCCGAACUCGCCGGCAAAUUCACCGGCGUCUCCGUCCGCGUCCCCGUCAACAACGUCUCCAUGGUCGACCUCACCGUGCACCUCUCCACCCCCGUCCAGUCCGUACACGACCUCCUCUUGCCGAUCCGUGAAGCUUCCACAGGGCUCUCGACGCUGGGCCCGCUGGCGAAUGUGUUGUGCGUGAAUGACGAGGAGCUGGUGUCGCAUGAUUUCUUGGGGUGGCAGUAUAGUUGUAUUGUGGAUUCGGCUGCGACGGUGAUGUUGAAUGAGAGGGUGUUCAAGAUCAUUGCUUGGUAUGAUAAUGAGUAUGGCUAUGCCUGUCGUUUGCUCGACCUCGUCAUGUUUACGCAUGAAGUCGAUAAUGGCAAGGUCCCAACCCCGACAGCUUCGGGCUGGCAGACGCCCACUGGGGGCCAUGAUCACGCUGUUCAAGUCUAGAUGGUCAAGAGCAUCGCGGGUUGUGUAUAUAGAUUUGUCUGGAAAGGCGCUAUGAAUGGACUAUCGUUG